AUGAUCACAACUCCACUAGCUCCAUCUCAAUCAAUCAACGAAUCAACAACAUCUCACUUAAGCAUAAAGAAGAAUCCUACAGCUUCUAUCUCAUCCGAUAAUUCAAAUCUCUCAAAUAUAACACCAAAGAAACGAGUUGCAUCUAGUGAUAAGAAAUUAGAUAAGAAACAAGCUGAUAAAAAAAGAAGUUUUAAAAAAUUUAAUUAA
This is a messenger RNA of Entrophospora candida, 207 nucleotides long. NCBI's taxonomy places the organism in Eukaryota, Fungi, Glomeromycota, Glomeromycetes, Entrophosporales, Entrophosporaceae. The record is from the annotation of a GenBank genome assembly.